CAGAAGUCCAAAUUAAUUCAUACAAAAAUUUCCGAUAUCAUAACAGGAGUCAAAAUCAAUUCAUAGAGUGUAAAAAUUUUCACAUACCAUGAGGUUCAUGACAGGAGUAAAAAUCCAUUCGUGUCAAAUCCCAUUACGAUCACAAACACUGUUACAGUCGCCGACUUAUCUCAUUCCUCCCAAAAAGAGAAAAAGAAAAAAAAUCCCUCUCUAUCUUCUUCCUCUCUCUCUGGUAACUUCUCUUCUAUCACAAUCUGGAAAAUCAAACACAGACGCCAUGAAUUCAUCGCCAUUAAACUGGGAAGCUUUGGAUUCUCUCGUCAUCGAGUUCGCCAAAUCCGAAAACCUCUUCUUCGACAACGAAGACUCUUCUACUCUCUCUCCUCCUUCUUCUCCUUCUUCCUCCUCUCUCUCUCCUCCACCUCCUUCUUCAUCGUCAUCUUCAUCUGAGUCGUAUCGAUCACGCCUCCUGAUUCGUCGGAUUCGCCGCCUGUUAGAGUCUGGUGAUAUUGACUCCGCUUUGGAUCUCCUUCGUCUUCAUACUCCUUCCAUAUUACAUGAUCUUCGCCUUCUUUUUUGCCUUCAAAAGCAGAAAUUUAUUGAGUUGUUGAGAAGAGGAACUCCAGAGGAUCGUGUUUCUGCUAUUGAAUGCUUGCGCACUUCUCUCGCUCCUUGCGCACUUGAUGCUUAUCCUGAAGCAUAUGAGGAGUUUAAACAUAUUCUUCUAGCCCUAAUUUAUGAUAAAGAUGACACCAAUUCGCCUAUUUCUAGUGAGUGGUCUGAAAGACGAAGAUUUGAAAUUGCUGGAUUGAUGUCCUCUAUUCUGAGGGCACACCUUCAGGCGCAUGAUCCCUUGUUCUCAAUGACAUUGAGAUAUCUCAUAAGCUUACACAAGGAGUUCUGUCUUCGUCAAGGAGUCCCCUCACCAAUCUCGGACCUGACUGAAAGGUUGCUUCUUGAGGAAAGAGAUGCCCCAGCAACACUUCAAGAGUUGGCUUCUGGAGUGCCUAUAUUACAGGAAGAGGACAUACAAGCCCUAGCUCAUGCUGUUCAGCUUACCAGACAGGGGGCAGUUGAAAGCUUGAAAUUCACAAAGGGUGACUUAGUUCAGGCAUUAAAGAAUGAAUUAUGCCGCAUGAGAUUAAAUGAAUCUAUUCUAGACGAGCUCGUCCGCGAAUAUUGUGUUUACAGGGGUAUUGUUGCUCCUGGUGUGCCUUCCUCUGGAUCUACAUUGUCGGUUGACACUGGUCAUUUGAAAGCUAAUCAACUAAAUGCUACUGGUUUGUCAUUAGAUGGUUCCCAUGAUCUGGAUUGCGGAAAUAGUAAAAGUUCAGAUGAUGGAUCUUCCAUUGUUAAUGCUCAUGUUGAUGGUGCUGAAAUAAGCACAGUCAUGAUUAGGAUGCAAGAUACUGAUGUGGAGAUGCGAUUCCCUUGUGAGAGUACAAGUAACCAUGAUGAUUGUAGCACUAGCAGCACUCAUCAAACUAAGAACUUGAAGGUUUGCCAGAGAAAUAAAAGUCAUGCAGUUGGCGAUGGGAGAAGACGAAAAAGAUGGAGGGAAAGAAAUGACGAUCCUUAUUUUCCUGCUGGCAUACUGUCUAAUGAGAGCAAUAAGCGCGAGGGCUCUGAAAAAUAUAGCCCUUUUGACUCUACCUAUAAGGAGGAUAGAUGUGAGACUGUUUUGAGCAUUAAAGAUUUAGCUGAUCGAGGUAUGGCCGCUGAGGUUGUCGAAGAAGUGGAAGCGUUGGACCCUGAAUUUUUUGGGCAUAAUUCUUUGUUGCUUUUCCAACUGAAGCAGGUUGAGUUUCUGAAACUGGUUGAUUCUGGAGAUUAUUCUGGUGCUCUGAAGGUUGCUUGUUCCCAUUUGGGGCCUUUAGCAGCCAACAAUCAUGACUUGCUAAAACCCUUGAAAGAGACACUAUUAGCUUUGCUCAGGCCUAAUGAAGUUGAUUUCAAGAGAGAUUUACCAUUGCAUGCUUUGGCUAGUUCACUUCAGGUUGCAAUUGGUAGGAGGCUUGGCAUUGAAGAACCACAGCUUAUGAAAGUUAUGCAAGCAACCCUGCAUACACAUACUGAGUGGUUUAAUCUUCAAAUGUGCAAAGACCGCUUUGAAUCAUUUUUGAAGAUUGAUGCCUUGAAAGAAGUCAAUAGUCUGUUGCUGGCUGAUACUGUUUCUAAAUCCCAUUUAUGUGCACAUACUUAUGGAUCUUCCCAAGUUACAGUUUCGUCUAGUAGUGCGAUCCCGGAAGAUAGUAACAGUCCAACUCAAGUGUCAUCCCGAGAAGUUUGCGAUGAAGGUGCCAUCCUCAAAGUUAUGGAAUUUCUUGCUCUCCCAAGGGCUGAUGCCAUCCAUUUGUUGGCACAAUGUAAUGGAAAUGCUGAGACUGCUAUACAACAAAUAUUCGGAGAAAGUUGAUGAGAGUUAUGACCAUCAGUGUGACAUCAACGGUAUUUAUUUGUUGCUUGCAGCACUGGUGGUUUCUUGAGUUUGCAUCUGGUAGAUACACGGCGGUUUCUUCUGUAUAUCCCUACCCUUGUUGGGUUUUUUUAAAAUUAUUUAUUCGUUCCUACAAUUCUUUCAUGUCCAUAUACCGCUCUACUUGAACCAUUAUUUGUAGUCUUGACAGAUUUGAUUAAAUUGGUUAGCAAUAUCAUAAUAUCGGGUUGCUGGAAAUCAAAGGAUGCCUAGCUUUGGUAACUUCUCUA
This is a messenger RNA of Chenopodium quinoa (quinoa), 2706 nucleotides long. RefSeq lists its product as uncharacterized. The record is from RefSeq and is a predicted model, not a curated record. NCBI's taxonomy places the organism in Eukaryota, Viridiplantae, Streptophyta, Magnoliopsida, Caryophyllales, Amaranthaceae. Gene Ontology annotation, cellular component: nucleus; cytoplasm. The coding region runs from base 89 to 2416 and encodes 775 amino acids. Gene Ontology annotation, biological process: proteasome-mediated ubiquitin-dependent protein catabolic process. The transcript is spliced from 12 exons.